Messenger RNA from Plutella xylostella (diamondback moth), 5592 nucleotides. RefSeq names its product apoptotic signal-regulating kinase 1 (gene Ask1). Gene Ontology annotation, molecular function: ATP binding; protein kinase activity. Gene Ontology annotation, biological process: MAPK cascade; protein phosphorylation. Lineage: Eukaryota; Metazoa; Arthropoda; Insecta; Lepidoptera; Plutellidae. The record is from RefSeq and is a predicted model, not a curated record.
CACAUCACUAGAGUGUUAAAUAACAAGUUGAAGUUUACUUGAGUUGAAUGGUUUUUUUUUUGUUCAAAUCCUAUAUAAUUUUCUAAUGCUACGCAAAUGUUGUGAUCAAAAUUGUGAAUAAUUAUCAAUCCAAAUGUUAAUUGAAAACAGUAGAGAUGCUAGCUUUUGGAGCUGGGAAUAAUUCUUCGGCAUUAGAAGAUUCAGGGGAAGUUAGAAGUGUUUGCGAGAGUGUGUGCAGUGAUGGGUCCAACGCCACAACUACGACGGUCCAAGGAGGUUCCAAUGUCAGGCCUCGGAUGGAUAUUGCUUGUGUUUUGGACGUGACCCAUCCACUUAACCUCUCGCACAGAAGACGAGCCCUAGACGAGGUCCGGAAUGCUAGUGAACUGGUCAACGCUAAUCUGCAUCAUAUUCAUUUUGAGAAGCUAGACUUUGGCGAGACGAGUGUACUAGACACCUUCUACAAUGCGGAUGUGGCCCUUGUGGAUCUCAGUCUGCAGGUGCAGCAGAGCUCUCUACUGUACCACCUCGGUGUGCGCGAGAGCUUCGAUAUGAACAAGAAUGUACUGCUGUACAAUGAUAAUGAUGCCGAUGCUACGCUGAGACUGAAGAUAUCCCUACCGAACUUCCUGUUUGUAUCAUACAAGCUGACCGAUGCGGGCACCUGUGUGACCACCAACCCGGCAGCCGCCAAGUUCAAGGGGGAAGAGGCGGCUGAUCCGAAGCAACACCUCACACUGAGGCUGAAGAAUAUACUCCAAGAUGUUGAAGUGCAGACUAAAGCUCACCUCCAAGAGAAGUUCCUAUCAGACCUCCGGAAAGCGCGAGAGACCUACAACGGUGCAGAACUGGCAAGUGUGCUCCAUGCCAUGCGCAAGAGGCUCGACGACCCAGCCGUCCUGUCUGGAGACACCAUACUCAACAUGCUCAUAUCAUACAGGGAGAUUCAAGACUAUGACGCCAUAGUACAAGUGGUUGAUGAUCUGAAGACUAUUAUGAAUAGAAAGAAUUAUGUUAACAUGCCAGUGAUACGGUUUUUGUACGCUUUUGCUAUGAACAGGAGAAACAAAGAAGGCGAUCGUGAGAAUGCGCUGAAAGUGUGUGUAAAAGCGUUGGAGAAGAAAGAGAACAGAUUUCCCGACAUGCUGUGUCUCUGCGGACGCAUUUACAAAGACAAGUUCGUUGAAUCUCAACAUUCAGACACGGAGAGUCUGAAUAAUGCUAUACAUUGGUACAGACAAGGCUUUGAAGUGCAACCCAAUGAGUAUGCUGGUAUAAAUUUGGCAACACUUCUCGUAAUAGCUGGCAAUGAUUUCAAAAAUUCACAAGAACUUCAACAUAUUGGUAUGGUACUGAACCAUCUCAUAGGCAAGAAGGGUAGUUUAUCCUCUCUAAAGGACUACUGGGAUGUGGCGACAUUCUUCGAGAUCUCAGUGCUAGCGCAAGACUACGUGAAGGCAAUACAAGCGGCAGAAUGCAUGUUCAAACUGAAGCCACCUAACUGGUACCUGAAGUCUACUAUUGGGAACAUUGAAUUGAUUGAUAGAUUUAGAAAAAAGAGUGAGGAUUUCUCCCCCGAGCAACAAGUCUUCCAGUUUUGGAUGGAGUACUUUUUCGAGGCUACCAGUGAAAGCAGUAGUGAUAAUAGUAUCCGUUUUCCAGUAUUAAUAUUAGAGACAACAAAAGUGUUCAUGCCGUCGUACGUGAACGUGAACAUGGGCGCUGAACAGAAGUCGGUGGAGAUCCUCAACCUGUGCAUCGACUCCAUCCGGGGCGAGUGCCGCCAGGUACACCGCUGGCUCUUCACCGCCGACAUGAUACGGAGCUACAGCCUCUACAAACGCGACGAGCGCUGCCUCUUCCUCUACGUGAGCGAGAACUCCGACGACUUCCAGAUGUUUCUCCCCUCGCACGAGUGCCGACAGCGCUUACACGACCUGCUGGGAGAGCUGACCGCCGACCACGAGAAGGUCACCGACCUGGAUACUAGCGGCAUGCAGGACCAACUCAAGUUCGAAUACGAGCUAGACGACAUCAACAAGCGAGUGGUCCUCGGCAAAGGAACAUACGGCAUCGUAUAUGCAGCCAGAGACCUCAACACGCAAGUGCGUAUAGCAGUGAAGGAGAUCCCCGAGAGGAACCUGGGUGAUGUGCAGCCGCUGCAUGAGGAGAUCUUACUGCACUCGCAGCUGAGGCAUCGGAAUAUUGUGCAGUACCUCGGAUCAAUAUCUGAAGACAACUACUUCAAAAUCUUCAUGGAACAAGUGCCUGGAGGAUCUCUAUCGGCUUUGUUGAGAUCCAAGUGGGGACCACUGAAGGAAAACGAGGCCACCAUCGCAUAUUAUACUAAACAGAUUCUUGAAGGUCUAAAAUACCUCCACGACCAGAAAAUCGUGCAUCGCGACAUAAAAGGCGACAACGUGCUAGUGAACACUUACAGCGGGGUCGUCAAGAUAUCCGACUUCGGUACUUCAAAACGGCUGGCCGGCCUGUGUCCGUCUACUGAGACCUUUGCUGGCACACUGCAGUAUAUGGCGCCAGAGGUCAUCGAUAAAGGGCAGAGGGGAUACGGAGCUCCCGCAGACAUUUGGUCCCUGGGAUGCACCGUGGUUGAAAUGGCGACUGGAAAACCUCCCUUCAUCGAACUGGGAUCUCCACAAGCAGCUGUGUUUAAGGUGGGAUACUACAAGAUGCAUCCAGAGAUCCCUAGUGAAAUGACUCCUAAAGCGAAGAGUUUCAUCCUUCGGUGUUUCAUACCGGACCCGGACCAGCGCGCCACCGCCGCCGAACUGUUAGAGGACAGCUUCCUAUGCGAAAAGAAGAAACAAACCAACCGUCUAGGCAGCAGUGUGGACUACAGCAGAAGCAUAUCCGUACCGUCAGACAAAGUAAAGCCGGUUUCACACAAGAAGAUAUCCGAGCCUUGCAUGGCUGGCAACCUGCCCAGUUCUCCGGAAAUCGAGGUCAAAACGAUCCGGUCCAACCCCACAAUCACCCGGACUGCAUCCUCGAUGUUAUCACCGAUUCGCAUUUACCCACCGGACUUGUCCAAUAGCAGUACCAUGCCGAACACGCCGUCUACAGAUGAAAUGGACAGCAACGAUACGUUGUUGAAUAGACGCAGCUCCUCCGGUGGACUACUGUCACCUGAGGUGGACAUGACAAACUUGCCGCGCUCCUCAAUAGACGUGGAAGAUGGCUUCUACCUCCUGAAGAAGGACUCCCAGCGCCGUCUCACUCUCUCUCGCGUGUUGGAGCAGGACGGAGAGAAGAUCUGCUCCAAGUGGAUGUUGAGUAUUGAACAGGACUUCGGGACUACCGUGCUGGCUUUGCACCACCUAGAAAUCCUGCGUUGCGCGCUCAAAGACUACAUAAUGGACCAGAACCGACGGGUCAUUGAACAAGCUAUGACUACCCUCAAGGAAGAACUAGAUUUCGACUCAAAUGCCAUCAACGAACUUCACGCAGCCAUCUACAUGUUCCAAGAAGCCGUGAACGCAGUGUUGAGAAUGCACAGCAUAAAGCCGCAUUGGAUGUUCGCGCUGGAUAAUCUAGUUAGGAAUGCUGUGCAAGCUGCCAUUACUGUUUUGUCGCCUGAACUAGGCGCAAACCUGGCCGGCCAGGAGGGCCGUUGCCGCGGCGGCGUCGAAGCGGAGCCCGCAUCAUCAGGCACUGAGCACGCGACGCCUUCAGCUGUUUCCACCGUCAACUCCACCAGGGAACUGACACUACUGCGACAUGACAAUCACAAACUCCAACAAGAGCUCGUAGAGUGCUAUCAGCAGAACCAGAUGUUGCUGAAAGCGAUGCUGGAGGAGCAGAAGUCUAUGCGGAUGCUGCUCAAAGAAAUGAUGAUAGAUAAGAAGACUCACAGAAGCCCGGAGCCCCCAGAGCAGGAGCCGUGCGGAGAGCUGACGUCCUGGCUGCGGGAGCGCGGCGUCGGCGCCGACAGCAUACGCGAGAUAUGUGCACAGGAGUACACUCUGCAGGACCUGCUGGACCACUGCUCCAGGGAGGACUUGGCCAAACUCAACCUUAAAGGCGGCGUAGAACUGCGAAUCUGGCGCGCAAUACUCGAGCACCGUCUCAACAGCCCUUCCAACCGGCGCUUGCGACGAACAAGCAGCGCUGACACCGACAUGGAUUCCCCUAUGGUGGUGCUAGAAUGCCAGCGAUGUCACAACUCACUGCCAUCCACGGUAACAGAGGAGUCGUGCUCGAAUAAUCCCACAGUGGUCAUCCGCGACCAGGCCAGAGUGAAUGGAGAUGAAAUCGAGUUUUACGGAGAGAACGGAAUAGUCAACCUCUGACAAUUACCGGGAUGGUGCACUCUACAAUGAAAGGUGUAAAAAGCAGGUUACACAAUGCGUCAUUCGUUUCAUAGAACCAAUGUAUUACUAUCGUAAACAAAAUAAUCAACAAAUAUACAAUUUAAAAGACGAUAGAAAUAUCCAUAUAAUAUGUACCUAUGGAGGACAACUUUAUUUUCGUUAUUAUUAUCAAAACGUGUAGGACAUACUUUUUUACAAUGGUGCCUUUUAUCAUACUUGUAUUCUGUAAAAUACUAUUUUAAUGCUAUUUUAGCAUCAUCUAUAUCAUUUUCUUUUUUUUAUAUUGUAAGGUGCUAUUAAAUAGAUUAACACCGCUAAUUAUAAGUCAAACUUAUAAUUUAAAUACCGAUAUUUACUCACCGAUUUACUACUGUUAUUUAAAUAUGAUAUUUAGGUAAGUCCUACCUAAACUUUAUGUAGUGCCAUAACCGUAAACCACUGAAUUAACGAUAUUUCAUAAGUAUGUACAUAGUUUAUUACAAAAAUAUUAUGUUUAAAAGUGAAAGAUAAAACUUAAUUCGUUCUGUUUUAGUUUUGAUCAAAUAUUUUACGAAAUUAAAAAUACUGCUUGCAUUGACAAGUUUUUGUAAAUAAGAUUUAUAAUAAUGAAGUUCUAAAAUUAUUUUUGUUAAUGUUAAAUGCUUAUACGAAUUACGCAGUUCAUGAUCAUGGAUUAUCAACUUAAAUAAAGUACAAAAUUAUCAUUAAAUAGGGUAAAACACUUGUUAACCUUUGAGUAAAGCUCAAAUUGAUUAAUUGUGCCUUCCUAAAUAAAGUAAAAAUACAUGAAGAGUUCACUUACCGAUAUAAAUUCUAAAUAAUCACUGGAAUAACAAAUGGAUAAACUAUCUAUUAAAAAACUGUUAAAAAAAAGUUGUAUAUAGUGAAGGAAUAUUUUUUUUCGUGUAUUUUGCAAAGUUCUAAAAUAUCCAUUGUCUAACACCCUGUAUACUUUGUAAAAUAUAACAUGAUCCUGUGACAGCGGUCAAAUCCGUACAAUUAAUCUGUAAUUUGUUAUUUUUCAACGGAAAACGAACUUUAUUCAUCAGGCAUGGCAUUAAAAUAGCAUGUAUCAAUCAAAUGUCAUAGAACUCAUGCUAUAUUUUACAAAGAAUAUGUAUAUUAAAUCUAGGUUAAAAGAAUAAAUAGUAACUUUCAGUUCAGACAUACAAAUUAAAAUAAUUGUGAUUUAACAUUAUUGUGGUGCCUUUAUUAAAAUGUGAUUUAUUAAUUAGUAAAUAAAUGAGAUUGAGAAUUUAAA